GUUCACACUGUCGUUUGCGGAGAGAAAAAAUCGUCUUAGUCCACUGUAUGAUGCCUGCUAGCGCAUACACGGAACGGAUCGUCUGUCGGUGUUUUGGAAUAUGAUUACACCUACGUUUUUUGUGGGGAUGUGUUGUGUUAUUAUUAGUGUAGAGCUACGAUACAGUGUGUGGAGAAAUACAUUUAAUCAAGCUGUAGCUGUCGAUAGUUGCUGUAGUGUUGACAUUGGCAAAACACCUUCCCGUUUGAACUAACGUGUGUCCUGUGUUAAUCACCUUCGCACAAAUGAUUUCCCUCUUUGAGUCGAAGCAGUGGGGGACAAAUAGCCUAAUUGGAUUACCAGGUCAGUGGAAUGUGUGUACAGCUAUAAUAUCAAGUCUAUCACAAGUUGGAAAGACCACAGCAUAUUUAAAGGGACAGGCCAAGGUUCAAGUGGCUGUUACCUAUAUGGUGUAAAAACAGCACUGGGUGUUUUCGCGGACCGUUAAUAGAGAAAUUGAAAGGGAUUGUUGUUUAGCCUGGGUCGGUCGCUCGUGUAUUGCAUUAGUGGAGGGCGGGAGUCGAGUACGUUUCAUUGGUCCACAAGCUAUCCUAUGUCCAGACGUUGGAGCCUCUCUGGGUCAUGGCAGGUCAGCCAGUGAUUGAUUAAGUCACGGAUCGAUAUUAUUGAUCUCCAGUACUGGAUUAUCGUGACUGGCUGACGGGGUAGAACCGGGGCGGACCGAGAGCUCGCCGAUCAUACCCACGUGUCUUGUUGACAACAGUGUGUGUAGGACACAUCCAACUUGGUGUGAGCUGUCACACUGCUGGUCUCUCGGCCUUGGAGGUCGGAGUUGGAAUACUUCCGUAAUUGUUCAAUUGUUUCCAUCAUAUAUUUACUGCCUCAGCUGUUGUUAGCAACCUCACCUGGAAUACCUUGUCUGCAGCAGCGAAUUAAGAUGUCUCACCCGUCGUCUGUGAAUUGACUGAGCGAGCAGACGACCUUUUUCUGGAAGAGUGGAAAUUGACGUUGUGGGGACACCCGAGGUUACUCGGCGUGGGUUUUCUGUACUGGAUUUGUUUGAUGCAUUUCAAUUUAACGCUGACACGAGCUGACGACGGCAUAAUUCGGCGCCCGGAUACAUUGAUAUAAAUGUCAUAGCUGAAAAAACAUGUCAACAUCAUUCCACAGUAUCGCGGACACCAUGACAGCCCAGUACAGGAUAAUCAGCUAUUAUUUGCUGUUGACACUACUCAUUGUCCUGCUGCAUGAGACAAGUCAACAACAGCAGGAGGAUGCCUCUGAAGCCAGCAAGAGAUGGGGACCUUGGACGGACUGGUCAGCCUGCUCGGUGUCCUGUGGUCAAGGAAUUAGAUACAGGAAGAGGCUGUGUCACCAUCUGGGCAGGCAGUCAUCAGGUUCACCCAAAUCCUCGUGUGAUGGACCAGAUAAACAGUAUAAAGUUUGCAAACAUAACUGUACAGGACAUUAUAAAGACCAUAGGACCACAGAGUGUGAAAAAUACAAUGGACGAUACUACGGAGGGAAAAGAUAUUACUGGGAUGCAUUUAUUAAUCCCUACAGUCGGUGUGAACUAGCCUGCAAGGCCAAGGGUCCGGUCAGAUACUACUCCCGCUUCCAGGAAACUGUAGAAGAUGGAACGCCGUGUAAAAUGGACCAGGAAGCCAUCUGUAUACAGGGCCGAUGUCUGGACAUUGGGUGUGAUGGCAUCGCAGGGUCCGGAUCCAGUGUGGACCAGUGUGGCAUCUGCGGCGGUGACGGCAAGUCAUGCCAGAUCAUCUCCGGCAUCUUCACACGACGACAGCUGGACAAGUACGGCUACAACGUCAUCACCAAGAUCCCAUCCGGGGCCUGCAGUAUCAACAUCACUGAGCUGGCCAAGAGCCGGAAUUACCUCGCUCUGAAGAUUGGAGGAGAGAAUGGGCUGUACUUCCUCAAUGGCAACCGGCGCCUCACUCCAUCUGGUGUUGUACGUGGUGCAGGGACAACCUUCCGAUAUGGCCGAAGUCAGAGCCGCCAUUGUCCGGGAGAGUGCUUGUUUGCCGAUGGCCCAACAACUCAAGAAAUCGAAGUGCAGCUUCUGUACUACCACCACAACCCGGGGAUUGUGUACCACUUCACGAUACCCAAACACAAGAUGGGAGUCAGGAUGGCUCAGUCCAGUCAUGAGGAAGCAGCUGACACACGCCCUUCUCCCCGUCAAGGACAUCAGCACCAUAGUGGUCGCCAGGGCAACCAUGGUCACCGUAAUAGAAAUGGUCACCAUGGCAACAAGCAUCAUACACCUACAACGACUGCUGCUCCAAGUCCGAGUUUGAAUCCUGGUGAGCUGAACAGACAACAAGGGGAUAUGCAUGUAUCCCAGGAGAGACAUCGUAACAGGCACAGACUCGUGUCUCGGCAUCAGGGCGCAGGGGGAGAUAGCAGUAGAAUACAACAUGGCCAGUCUCCACGAUAUAUUCCAGCAUAUGACCGGAAUAAACAGCUCCGACUGAGCAGCAGAAGAAGAAUUAUUGCCAGAACAUACCCAGACAAUCAGAGGCAACCUGUGAGAUCAGCCUAUGCCAAUAGACACUCUAACGGACAGUAUCAAUUGAACUCAAAUCAAAACUAUGCAUCCAGAAGGCAAGACCAGGGUUCAGCCAAUCCCACCCAGAGCAGGUCUUCCCCAUCUCGCACAUCAUGGGGAACGUCCACAGACCAGAGAGCCAAUCAAAGAUCUUAUUCAAACAGACCUCAACAUGAGAAGACCAGUGACAGGAGAGCAUACACCUCCUCGGUGAGAUCCUCCCAAACACUGAAGUACCCGAGCAACACCUACAGAUCCCAGACUGACCCCAGCUACCGGGGCAACUCCCGCGGCAACUCCCAGGGCAACCGUCUGGCCAACCCCAACUACCUCAGUUCAGCCGUCAGUAGCAGUCGAAGUUACAACAACAUUCAGCAGAUUCCCAAUGACGGCACAGCGAGUAGGGAGGUGUAUGCAUGGAAGAUUUCUGGGUUCUCCGACUGCUCCAGGACAUGCGGAGGAGGUGUCCAGGAAACUGAGAUUGUGUGUGUGAAGAGGAGUUCAGGAUUUGUGGUGACGGAGGAGAAUUGUGACCCCAAAGGCAUUCCCCAGAGACAGAGAGUCACCUGCAACAACCACCCAUGUCCACCAGGCUGGGAGCCUGCAGAGUGGACAGAGUGCAGCUCAACCUGUGGGAAGGGGAUUCAAACUCGGACUGUAGAGUGCAACAGGAGGAUCUCGCCGACCUUCACCAUGAGCGUGUCGGCCAACCUGUGUCUCACCGUGCCGAGACCGGCUGUAUCUCGCAUGUGUGAAAAUACACCCUGUGCCGAGUGGAAGAUUGGGAAAUGGGAAAAGUGUUCUACCGAGUGUGGUCACGGGGAGAGGAAGAGGACCGUGACCUGCAUGUCCGUGGAGGGGAGCCCGGCAGCUGACCGGCAGUGCGGACACCCCAGGCCGGACAGCACGGAGAUCUGUGACAUGGGGUCGUGUGCUCGAGGAUGGUACCACACCAAGUGGUCUGCCCAGUGUACAACCGAGUGCGGCACCGGACAUUACAAGAGGAAGACCUACUGUUCCGCAGACGAUGGAAGCUAUCUGCCAGAGACUAAAUGUUCCUCAGAAAAGAGGCCUCGCACCAAGAAGGCCUGUAAAGACAACCCACCUUGUGGUGGGCGAUGGUUUGCUGGACCCUGGACACAGUGUAACGCGACCUGUGGGAAUGCAUUCAAGAAGAGGGACGUGGUGUGCAUGAAGAAACUAGGCACCAAGCUGCACACUAUUGUGUCAGAAGUCAACUGUGUGGCUGAACAACGACCAGUCAGUGAACAGGCCUGCCAGGAAUUAUCGCCAUGCCAACCAGAGUGGUACAUGACGCCAUGGGGACAGUGUUCAGCCAGCUGUGGUACCGGGGUGAAGACCCGAGAGGUCAAGUGCCUGGACGACAACCUCCAGUCCAGCCCAGAGUGUCCGGGGUCCCUACGACCCAACGAGAGACAAGCCUGCAACAAGCACUCCUGUAGAGCUCAGAAACCCUCGGCCAUCACCUCGGCCAACAUACACAUUCAGAAGGAUGCAGGAGGCGCUGGUGACUGCCAAGACCACGACACAAUCCGAUGUCUCUACGUGAAGCAGUCACGACUAUGCAAAUACCCUUUCUACAAACAGAUGUGUUGCAAGUCGUGUCAUGACUACGUGUCUGGGAAACACCACUAGUCAGAGGAACAUCAGACCAUGUCCAGUACCUGUUCUCUGGGACUAAACUGUCAGGUGUACAAAAUGAUACAGCAGAAGAAGUUUGUGAUAAUUAUUUCUUCUCCUGAAUAUUGUCCAGUUGCUAGAUUUAUAAAAUCUGGUCCAACUGAAACUGCCAUAAAAUGGAAUAAUUUGAUGCAGUUCACAAGAAGUGAAUAUCGUCUUUGUGGAUGAGUGGAUGACCAUACAUCUCAGUCAUGAGUUAGGAGUAUGUUACCAUGGCAACACGUGACUGUGCUGUGAGACAGCUCCAGGUUUUUAGCGGGAAAUGGAAGACGUAUCAAUUAGCAACAGUUACUUUUACACUGAACGACAAAUCAACUAGCAACUACUUAUAAAGAGGUUGAUGCUAGACUAUAUACAAAUGAAAAUAUGAAUGAAAAAUAUGUUUGUAUUUUGUAUUUAAACUCUGAUACAUAAGCAUUUAUUUGUACAUUUGUGUCCCUGUAUUAGCGAAGAUGGGAUGUGCCUCAUACUGGAAGAUUCCAUUAUGAAGAAAAUACUAUAUUUCAGUAAUAGAACCUUCCUAUUAUGCCAGAAAUACUUUGUCUGAAACUUGUUAUGAUCUAUAAACCACAUACCCCUUCUUGGAAUGGAACCGUCAGCAUUGAAGCAACUCUGAAUGGAACACAUGACACUGAAGAGUCUGUUGUUUCUGUGAAGGGAACAUUGAAGAGUCUGUUGUUUCUGUGAAUGGAACAUUGAAGAGUCUGUUGUUUCUGUGAAGGGAACAUUGAAGUGUCUGUUGUUUUUUAAAAUGGAACACGGGACAUUGAAGAGCCUACUGUUUCAGUGCAUAGAACACACUACGUUGGAAGAGUCUGCUGUUUCUGUGAACGUAACACGCCACAUUGCUGUUUCUGAGCAUGAAACAAUCAUACGUCUGUGAAUGGAACUGUCCAUCUUGGCAGAAUCUAUACUCCCUGCUUGUGAAUGGAAUAGUCCAUGUAGUCAUUGUGAAGCAAAAAAGCCUUCAGCGGAAGGCUACUUCAUCUGUCUAUCUUGAAAUUUUACUUACAAUGAAUUUCUAUUGUUUGUAAAUUCAAAACUAUAUGUGAGUUUACAAUUUGGCCAGAAAAUAAUAAAGUCAACUUAAUCAAGGCUGACUGUUUUUAGGUUUCACCCUGUUUCACAUAUAAUUAUCCUCUCCAGGCUAAUGUUCAUGGCUGGGACAUCUCAGUAUAAGACAGCUAGUUUGUGAGUGGGACGUGAUGUGCUGUGUUUCCUCCAUGUGUCCUUGAUGGCCAACUUGUGGUGCUGACAAAAGGAGGAUCUGCCUGGAAGCCAGGGCCAUGUGUAUAUAUACAGCUGUAUUAAUGGAUCCAUGAAGCCGUAGGAUGUCCACACUAGAUACGCCUGACCUGGACCUCAUCAGCCCAGCCUUUGAGAGUAAAGAAGCAGACUCAACACUUCAUGAUUCAGAGACUUCUCCAAGGGCAAUGUCAUCUGUUUAUGAUUUGUCAUCAUUCAGUUUCUUUGAUGUAAACCUUCCAGUUGGAGCUGAGUUCAUAACAAAGUCUGGGUGUAGGGGUGGCCAAGUCUGCAAGGUGAUGCAAUUUGCUAUGCAGAGUUACAUCCCAUAGGCUUGUGUAAAUCCUACAAUUGUGGGUUUGAAUCCCAGAUUUCCCCUGAUUGUAAUUCUUGAUUUGUCUGCAUCAUACUUUUGCUCAUGGGUUUCAUGAGUGGUAAAAGUCUGAAGACCUGCUUUCCUCCCACAUUAUUAAACAGGAAUACUGUUCAAAGCAGUGUGAGACCACAUUCACUCCAGUAAAGUGAAUUGUGAGGCUGCCAACCCUCUCUUGGAUUCGGCGUCUAAUAAGAGGGUAUUCGGGUCUCAGCAUUGAGGUACACAGAGGCACAAACGAAAUUGUAUUUGGUACGCAUUUCUUUUUUUUAAAUAAUGGCGUAUGUAAAAAAUAUCCUCUAUAUAUUUUAUUAUUUCAAUAUUGUUUGACUAAUUUAUCUUCAAAUCGCACCCUUUCUCCAUUCCCUUCUAGAUUUGUAUUGAGUAGUGUUUGGAAUUCAGGUGUGAAAAAUGAUACUCUGAGUAAACGAUGUACACUGGACAGUUUCCUCAGUGAACAAGACAAAGACGUACCUCCAAGAAAGUCAUGUGGUCUGAGGGAUGGUCAUACAAGUCAGCAUGAUACACACGAUCCUCCAGCUUUAAGGUCGGAUAUUUUAUAGCAGAAACGUAUGGGACUGGAAGUUCCAUCACAAAUAUGCUGUCUUGACUAUAUGUUGCGGCAUUCAUCAGUGUUCAAAGUCCAUGUUUUAUCACAUUGAAUGUCUUUUUGCAUAACCAUGUGAUCAGUGCCAGCAGUGUGCUGUCCAUACUGAAACACAACGCCUGAAACUGACCUGCUGUCUGAAGCCACACUGAGAGUUAUGUCCCUUAGUGUUUGUAUUUGCACAAAAACGAAACAGACUCAUCAAGAUCAGGUCUUUCAAAGUUCUGAUUUUGAUAAGAUUGAAACAUGAUGGUUCUUAUUCCAGCCUGGUAUUUCUUUAUUAUUCUGUAGCAGAUGAAGUAUGUAUCUCUGUUAAAACUGUAACUAUAGAUGUUUGAAAUAUGUUUUCACUGAUACGGGUAGUUAGUGCCUUAUCAUUCAAUCUACAAGCCAAGAUCUCUUCACAACGGUCCAGUUUGUAGUGUAAUGAGGCAAAAAACAGAAUUCCUCCAAAUCCUCUACCUCAAUUACAUCACUGCCAUAAGUCCUGUAUUGAGGCUGCAAACACACAAAACUAGUCUUCAGAAGUUUUAACAGAAGUUUUUAUUCACUGUCAUCUACACACAACUAGUUGUCGUGACAAUAGUGAUAGCAGCCAAAAUACAGGAAUUAUGGCAAUGAUGUAAUAGAGGUAGUAUUCUUAGAAUUAUUAACAAUGACGUCUAUUGUUCCUAUAAUACAGCAAUGAAAAGGAGGACUAUUCCUUCAGCAAACCAAUGUGUGCCAUGAAGGAGUCUCAUCUCUUUGCUUUGAAAUUUGAAUUUUUAUUCGCUUUAAUUAACUUAAUAUUCAAAUAUUUGUGUUUUAAAGAAGUAUUUUGCUUUUAAUGAUCAUAAUGCUUCUGUGUUCACCAUCGCAGACAGUUCUCUUUCUUGUGAGACAAAUGGUUUUCAACAAUACUACUUCAUGUAUUGGUGUGUUGAUGACUUCAUUAUACUACUCAAAAGAAGUUAAAGAACACCCGAUUCUUUCAUAUGACUAAAGUUACUCUGUCAGGCCAUGAAAGAUUAACUAUAGCAACAUGAACAAACCUGGUGUUCUUUAACUUCUUUUGAGAAGUAUAUGCAGCCACUUGUUGACGACAGGACUACAGGAUUGACAGAAUUUGAAAUAUUCAAAACAAUUCUCACUUUUUAUCGGGUUUAUGUUGUUUUUUCGUAAACCAUACAAUGCAUAUUAAUAGCAGUAGCAGGGAGAUACAGUAGGACGUCAUUGCUGACUCCAGCUGUUGUGCAUACAUGUUGUUGCGUCACUAGGCAGUUAGUUAUGUUUUCCUUCUGUGUUUGCUGUACAAGAUAUAUUUACACAUCGGAAAAACAUGGGCAUGAAGAAACAUGAAAUCCUUUUCUCUUCUUGACUUAUUGACGACAAUCAUCAUUGUGGUAUAGCCUUUACAUGCUCCAGCGUGUUUCCUCAUUAAAGCAUUCAAUCAAAUUAAUUUGAAUUCUUAUGGCCGGGGUAUCAAAUGAUGUUGGAUGAAGCUUAUUGUAUAUUGAGCCUUGUCAUUUUAGCAGAUGAUGGAUGGGUUUUUUCUGAGAUUGUUUCCAAUAAAUGGCAAUUAAUCAAAAUGGCAGAGUAGUAAAAGAGUACCUUAACCAUUCCAAGUAGUUUCUGAAAGUCUCUGCCCAUGUUAGAAACUUGCUCUUACAUCUGUUGACAAUAGGUUCCUUAUCUCAUGAAGAAAGUUCUACACAAACAAUGAUGCCCUCUGACAAUGUUUCAAAAUAUCAUGUCAACUUAAGCUUAUUGGGACUUCCUGAACACUGAAGCCAGCUUGACAUUUGCAGUUAGUUCUUCUGCCGAUGUUUUAGAUGUUUCUAAGCCAAACAUUUUUAAUCAUGUCAUGAAUGGUGGAAGUUAUAAAAAGUGUCUUUGAACAAUGUCAGUUUAAAAGAAAUAAAUUUGUUUAGGGUUAGGUGUCCAGGGACAAAACAUAACAGAGUGAAAGCCAUUUUUCAAAUAAUUAAGCCCCCUGUGAAACAGGAACCGCUUGAUGUGUAUGGCCGAAUCAGUCGGUGGCCCUUGCAUCUGUGUUUCAUGGAUCUCACUACACAUGUUGGAAAUGCAUGUACUCCAUUACAAUUCAACGAUUUAAAUUAGCUGUUAUUUGUUUUUUUAGUUUAUUUAUCAUACUUUGAUAAACCAUGAAAUUACAACUUGAUAACUUAAUCUUUUCAUUUUAUUUUUGGAAAUACCUUCAAUAUCAAUUUUAUUGUCAAUGUUAACUGUCACUCACGAAUCUGGCUUCAGAAGAUCAAGGUCAAUGCUUUUUGUCAAUAAGACUUUAAAAUAUCCUAAUGACGGUUGCAGAGGAUGGAGCCUCCAGUGGUAAUUCAAAUAAAAUCUGUCAUCUUGUAAACGUUUAUUAACUCCUGAUGAAACAUGGAUACAUGCAGCUAGAAACAUCCAUCAGUCUGGUUCAGGUUCAUGGAUUGAUUUCAGGGUCGAGCGCACGUGGUUCUCGCCGGUUACAAUGUCGAUCAACCCAGUCACUCUCGCAUACACACCGGAGGUUCUAAAGUCAUUAAGCAAAAACUUGGGAAUGUUUACGGAACGAAACUGGUCAGGAAGAAUAGGAUUGCUUUACCUAAUGUACUUUCUCACAAUGACGGUUGAGGUGCAAAUGAACAUUGAUUUGAAUCAAGUGUUAAAUAUCGACUGCAGACCCAUUUCCAUGGUCUAGUCCCCCAGAUGAAGUCUAGAUGUUGUAAUUGGUGCAUCAUUAGGGCAAUCAGUCAUUACGAGAUGGAUAUACUUUCUAACUUUGAACUUACACACAGAAUGGGUUGAAUGAUUUCGAUGAAUCUGCUAUGAUUACUAAUCAAUCUAGGCCCCGUUUGACAAGUCUAUGUUAACAUAUGAGAGUUACGAUCACUUUGUGGAGUGGGGCCCUGAAUUGAACUGAACCCAUCAGACCUGUUUGGCCGAUUUUCAAAUGGCUUGAGUGCUGAUAUUUUAUACAUAUUCAGGGAGGGUCAUAUGUGUUUGAGUUACUACAUAAAGUCAAUUUGAAGAACAAAGUUUUGAGGAAUUCAGGAAAAGGAAGCAAUGGGACUGCUUCCAUUUUUGCUUACCAAAGUGCCAGUGUAUUAUUUUCUACAUUGGUCAUUAAUGAUAGCUUUGGCCUUACUUAAUACAGAAGGGAAAGAGUUUAUACACUGUCUACAGGAUCUUGUACUUAAAAUGUUCAGUGACUCUCAGUUCUCAAGUAUAAUUCGAAAGGUGCUAAAUCAUCAAAUAUUGCAUGUUACAAGAAAUACAUACAUGUACACUUUGUAAACUAUAUAUUUUAUGUAUCUUCACAAGUUAUACCACUGUCUAUUUGUUAGAAUGAAAUAUUCAGUGAAAUAGUGUAUCUUGAUUAAAUAUUGUACUUAUUGCUGAAAAUAUUUUUUUACAGAAAAUAUUAGAAUUGUUUGAUAUUGAGACUGUGAAUUCUUACAGAUUGUCUCUAUACUAAGAAACAAAAUAUUUUUUGUAUCAGUCUUUUCAGCAUUGUAAAAAUGUUUUACUUGAAGAAUAUCAAUGUAAUGUAUACGUAGUUGUGUUUGUAUCAGCUUCUUGAUUAAGGGGGUAGAGUGAAUCUGGUGCGACUCGAACAGAAUUAAGAAACUUUAGAUAUGUAGAGCUGUAUGUAAAUUGUUUUGUGCAGAUCACUGUGUUGUCAAGUAGACCUCAUAAAUCAAAAGUAGGGAAUGACAAAAAUGCUGUUAGGAUCUUACAAUUUAACUGGCCCACCAUGGGUAUAAGACUGGAAGAGUUACCUCCCUUACAUCAAGAGAGAGGCUUGUUUUCUUUCUUGAUCAGUGACAUGAUCUUUCAGUCAGCAGAGUAGAUAAAUAUUAAGUAAAUACUUGACAAGUGUGAUGAAGAAUGCCAGAGUGAAUUUAUCAUAAGGAAGGAAUAUUUAAUUUUUUUAUGAAAUUUGUUUUGUAUUCAUAUUACUGGUAGUUAAGAUUUCAAAAUGUGCACUUAAAAUUUUCAAUUACCUACCACAGUUUUGCUGUUAUUAUUUUAUCUUUCUCUCAGUAUCAUGUUUUUCCAGUAGUGUUUCAUGAAAAUGUUUAUAUAUUUGAAGAACCUACAGUACUGAUUCAGUGGUGAGAAAUGUGUUGUGUGAUGUAGAUGUGUGUCUGUGAGUUAGGGUAUAUGGUAUAAAUAUUCAUGUGUAUGUUGUCAGCAGGUGCCUCUGUGUAAUUAUGAUGUAAGCUAAUAAAGCUUUGCUAAUUAUA
This is a messenger RNA of Haliotis rufescens (red abalone), 10727 nucleotides long. RefSeq names its product ADAMTS-like protein 4. NCBI's taxonomy places the organism in Eukaryota, Metazoa, Mollusca, Gastropoda, Lepetellida, Haliotidae. The transcript is spliced from 17 exons. The coding region runs from base 1151 to 4225 and encodes 1024 amino acids. Gene Ontology annotation, molecular function: metalloendopeptidase activity. Gene Ontology annotation, biological process: extracellular matrix organization. Gene Ontology annotation, cellular component: extracellular matrix. The record is from RefSeq and is a predicted model, not a curated record.